UGUUUAGGCCCGCUACAACCCAUAGCAGCCUGUCUUAUACCCCAGUCACACGGGCACUUUCAAAGUCCUUUGAACCAAAGAUCCUUUACUUCAAGGGAGAAUGCGCGCUGUCACACGGGCACAGCAAAGGAGCCCUACUGGAAGGGAGCUUUGAGUCGAAGGAGUGCGCGUUCGUCCUUUGAAACCUCAAGGGAAUACUCUCGAGCCUAGAGGGCGUCCGACAGCAGAAAAAAAAGAUAUCCAAAAAUAUGGGAGUUCAAUUUUUACGUCUUCAGAACAAGCUUAUAAGUACGAAAUACUAUUACUAAGGUACUAAACACUUUCGGGACACCCGCAAUCUCCAUCAUGAAGCCGCCGGUACAGCAGCGCCGGCACGGCCUGUCGUCAGCAGCAACAUCGACAUGAUCGACACAAACACGGGCAACACGGGUGCCACGUGCGGUUUGGUUCUUUGGCGAGCGGCAGCUAGGCAUUUCAAGUCUCCUCGGCUUUUUUCUGUGCGUCUUCCCUCGUCACUUUUGUUUAGUAGUUCUGUAUUUUACCUCGUUUACGCGCACCAACCGCUGCCUAGCCACAAGGAAUGAGCGCCUCCGACUCCUCGCAAACGGCAACCCAACAGACGGCCCCGCCGCAACCACGAACAACGUGGGGCGAACGGGAGACAUGGGCUCUUAUAAGUCUUUGGGAAGAGCAUCUAGACCACCUGAGAGGAGAGCGGAGGAAUGCUAGAGUAUAUGAUCGCAUUGUGCAAGGACUCGCCAGGCUCGAAAUUAUCCGGACAAGAAAACAGGUGCAGAGCAAGAUCGACAACCUCACCCAAAUGUACAGAAGUUGGGCAAAGAAACGCACAACAGGCUCUGCACCUGUGCCAUGGAUGUAUUUUAAUGAAAUACAUCGCUUUCUUGGAACGCUGCCAGCGAAUGACCAGUCGCUGGUAGAAGAAAGUGCAGCGCACUCAGAUGCCACAGUUGAACAGUUGAUCUGUAGCAUGGAGCAUGGCUACGAAUCGCCAAACAACGAGGAUGAAUGGGAGCUGGAGCCAUCGGAAGCUGUCCCCACAUCAGAACUAGCAGAUGAGGCACCAUCACAGAGAAGUCGUAUAACAAAUGAAAACCAGCGUCGUUCUCGAAAGAGAAAGCUCACAAGCACAAGUGAAUUUCAGCGGGACCUCCUUAACGAGCAACGCCUGCUUCGGCAGGCAUUGGAAUCGGCGACCAAAGAAGACCGGGUGCUCAGAGAGCGACAAAUAAAUGCUCCAGAAAGACUUGUUCGACUGCUGGAGCAGUAUUUUAAUAAAGAUUGACGGGAGGUCGCGUCCCGCAUUUG
Molecule: messenger RNA, 1326 nt
Organism: Dermacentor andersoni
Lineage: Eukaryota; Metazoa; Arthropoda; Arachnida; Ixodida; Ixodidae
Source: RefSeq, a predicted model, not a curated record